AUGACCAUCUCCCAUGCCCCUCAAUGGCAGCAGACGGCUACCAAAAAGAAACAGUUACGUGAUGAAGCCAUACAGAGAUUCGUUGAUGCUGAAACAAUACAAUCCGAGCUUAAUAGGUCUCAAAAUACGAAUGGCAAUCUUCGUGAAUUGACGGCAGUUGAUGGCGUUGACUCAGUUUCGAUCGCCAUCACAACUCGUGCUAUGACGGCAUCGCAGCUGCUCUAUGCCUACAUCAACCGUCUUACAGAGAUUUUCUUCGAAGAUGCAAUCAGGCAGGCCAAUGAGCUGGACGAUUUCUUCAAGCAAAAUGGCCGGCUUGUUGGGCCACUGCAUGGGGUGCCCAUGACUCUCAAAGACCAAUUCGAUGUCAAGGGAUAUGAUAGCACACUAGGCUAUGUCGGGCGCGCCUUCAAGCCCGCGCAGCAAGACUGUGUGUUGGUUUCCUUACUAAAAGAAAUGGGCGCAAUCAUUGUUGCAAAAUCAAAUCUGCCACAGAGCAUCAUGUGGUGCGAGACAGACAAUCCACUCUGGGGCCUCACUGUUCAUCCCAAAGACCCCGCUUUCACCUGCGGAGGCUCUACCGGGGGAGAAGCGACGCUUCUGUCCCUCCAAGGCUCUAUGGUUGGGUGGGGCACUGAUAUUGGAGGUAGCGUGCGAAUACCGUCCCACAUGAACGGACUAUACGCCCUUAAGCCGAGUAGUACACGGCUUCCUUACCAAGGCGUAUCAGUUUCAACCGACGGCCAAGAGCACGUACCUUCCGUCAUAGGGCCGAUGGCACGCAACAUGGACUCCCUCGUUGCAGUCACCAAGGCCGUCAUUGAUGCAAGCCCUUGGGACCAAGAUCCAAAGUGCUGUCCCGUGCCUUGGCGCUCUCAAGUCUACGAAGAUGCUCAGUCAAGACCGUUGAUAGUUGCGGUCAUGCGGGAUGAUGGCGUUGUCAAAUGCCACCCACCCAUCUCGCGCGUAAUAGACGAGGUUGCAUCAAAGCUAGAAAAGGCAGGACAUGAAGUGGUGUCAUGGAGCCCAGGUAGUCUUCAUCAAAAUUGCAUUGAUAUUAUGGAUCAGUACUACACGGCAGACGGCGGUGAAGACAUCCGACGGGACGUCGAAGCUGGCGGCGAGCCGUUUAUUCCACACGUGGAGGCCCUGAUCAACAAGGGGAAACCCGUCUCUGUAUACGAGUACUGGCAACUGAACAAGAAGAAACUGGAACUGCAGAAGCGCUACCUCGACCUCUGGAACUCCACCAAGUCAGAGAAAAGCGGCAAGCCAAUCGAUGUACUACUAACACCAGUCAUGCCACAUUCCGCAGUUCCACAUCGGAAGUGUCGAUGGGUUGGGUACACCAAGGUGUUCAACUUUGUCGACUACCCCGCUGUAGUGCUACCCGCUGGCCAGGUAUCGAAAGAGCUUGAUGGCGAGGCUGCAGGACUCAUGGGCUUAUACCAACCCCGGAAUACGCUAGACGAAUGGAAUUGGAACACUUUUGAUUUGGAUGCGAUGGAUGGAAUGCCAAUAGGCGUACAGAUAGUAUCACGCAGGUUGCAGGAGGAGAAGGCGCUAGGUGCGGCCAAGGCUAUCGAUACCAUAUUGAAGUGCACGUCUUAG
Molecule: messenger RNA, 1611 nt
Organism: Pyrenophora tritici-repentis Pt-1C-BFP
Lineage: Eukaryota; Fungi; Ascomycota; Dothideomycetes; Pleosporales; Pleosporaceae
Product: Amidase domain containing protein
Source: RefSeq, a predicted model, not a curated record